GUGAAAUGCAGAAAUAUUCGAUGGUCGCACUCGGGUUGUACGAGGCUUCAUGAAAUUCGGCGCUUUGAAAUCUGAGUUGGCCGGUUCUAGGACAAGUCGCAGCAUGCCAUCUGCACCGACGGAAAUGCGGAGUGAUGAGUUCAACUACUGGGGUCACGGGACUGGAGGGAUCCGCGCUAUCUCCCAAGCGCCUUCCGAGCACCCACGGGAUGCUUCGGGAGUGAUACGCCCGUGAUAGACUAUGUUAAUCCUUUCGCUGACAUUUUCUGCCGACGCGCUCAUUUCAUGUGGCGGUGAUCCUGUUGGACUACUUAUUGCCUAGCUCCACGUCGAGAUAUGGGACAUCAUGGCCCGCCGACGGUCCUCCUCAGCUAGAUUUAUAGACCCCAUGAAUGUCGCCGAGGAACCAGCGGACGGUGAGCCCGUGUACUGGAGGUCAAAUCGUCUGGAGACAGUCAACCUGCACAGGCCUCCAUCUGCUCCACAGCGCCAUUGCCGUCGGCGCAUCGUUUGAUUCUGCCGAACGACAACCCUGCUCCCGCUGCCACCCGCAGACCCGGCAGAUCGUCUUCGAGAUCAUCCUCUCAUGGACCAAAAAUGUCCUACGCGGCCCGCGGAUGCUGUGGAUCCACGGAGAUGCUGGCUCCGGAAAAACAGCGAUCGCUCAGAGCGUGGCCGAAUUCUGCGCUGAGUCCGGACAGCUCGGCGCGACGUUCUUUUUCGCGCACGGCAUGGGGGACCUAGCGGAUGCGAGAUUCCUCGUGGCGACGCUCGCCUACAAGCUCGCGCGCUCCAAUCCCGCCUUGAGGACGCACAUUUCGCGCGCGAUUGAACGAACUGCGUCGAUCCUCUCGCAGCCGAUCCAGGCGCAGGCGAUGCAUCUCAUUGUCGAGCCGUACAAAAUGAUCAACAGCGGGGAGGAAACAACUCCCAAGGUGGUCGUCAUCGAUGCCUUGGAUGCGUGUGAGCGAGACGACGCCCAGCUGCAGGUGCUCAUGCUCAUCGCCGAGCUACUCGCUGUCCAUCGACUGCCGCUCUGCUUUCUCAUAACAAGCCGCUCCAGUACACAUCUCGAGGCGGCAUUCGAUCUGCCCGUCUUCAGAGGUAUGGCCAACCGGAUUCCGCUGCAAUUGUUCAGCUCCGAAUCGGACAUCCGCACGUUUCUGUGGGCCGGAAUCAGCGAGAUCACUUCGACGCGCGCCCCCGGCACAAUACCCGAGUCCUGGCCGUCGGUCGAUGCGGUGAACGUGCUCGUCCGGAAAUCAGACCGCCACUUCCUGUACCCGUCGACGGUGCUGCGCUACGUGGCUGAUCCCCGGGGAGAUCCUGUGCAGCGCUUAGUCGGGGUGGUCAUCGCUGCAGCGGACGACGCACCGCGGCCCCCGCUGGACCAGCUGUACCACCACAUCCUGUCCGCGGCCCCCGAGUCAGCGAGACACGUGCUCGGCCUACUCUCCGUGCUGCGCGCGUCUUUCUCGCUGGCAGAGCUCCAGAUUUUGCUCGGCUUGGAGAUCCCGCACAACGGGGGUUUGGACGGGCUGUCGGCGUUCAUCGAGUGCCCGGGCGCGGCCGGCGCGAGUCGCGUCCGCAUCCUGCAGCAGGCGGCCGUCGAGUUCUUGCACGACCGCCGGCGCUCGCAGCCCUUCUGGACCGACCCGCGGGUGUACCACGCGCGAGUCGCUGCAGGUUGCAUCAGGUUCAUCACACGCAAUCUCGAUGAGUGUGCACCGGUCGAUCUCACGACGUAUCAGUACAUCCGACGCCGAUGGACCGAGCAUCUAUCCAAUUCGGUCCCCACGGCAGAGUUGUUAGGCGCGCUGGGCGACGCGCGAUUCGCCUAUUCUCGGGUCCUGUCCGAAGUGCGCGCUGUCGUGUCCUGGCUGGACGUCGACCCUGAAAUCGCUCCUGAGUUGCUCUCUCUCUGGCGCGCGUGGCAAACAGACUUGCGGCGCGGAUUUACGUGAAAGUGAUGAGCGGAAGAGGCCAAAAUCGUACAAGGCGAUUCGAAUCAAACCAUCAGCCCCUAUCGGUGUAUGUAGUACUAGUGGUAGUACACUUGCAGGACAUGUCUCGUUCCCGCUGCAAAUGCGACACCGUAAUCCGCUCCAUCGAGGACACGAUAUGCCUCGAUUUCUCAUUCAAGCUGACGCAGGCGCUCACAUCGAAUACCCUGGUCUCGCACUUGUCGAAUAGCGUGGUUGGCAUCGGGACCAUGAACGCUAAAAGCCGCGCGACGCGCGGUCCAGAGGUACAUCCUGGCUCUCUAUUCCACACCGAGUCAGCGACGAUUCCCCAGGUCGCCGGAUCCUCAGACGGUGGAGCGCGGUUCAACGUCGUCCCGUGGUAGCUCACGGCGAAUUUGGACGCAGGUGAGCUUCGGUAGUGCGCUGGGGCACAGACGAUGGGCGCGCUGGUGCACAGGAUUGCGCCCACGUUGAGCGUCGGCCUAGCGAGGGGAAUGUGAUCCCAUUUGUCCGGGUCGCGCAGUCGGAUACACAGAGCGAGCCCGGUGACCAUGAGGUAGCUUGUGGGCUGCGUCAGGAGCCGUCUACAUCAAUGCGGUCCAGAGUGGUACUGGAUGGACAGAGUGUACUCUUCCGGGUCGAGCUCGUAGCACCCGUUCGGCAGCAGCCGCGCACCGGAGACGUUACCUCGGAUGCGGUGGCUCGAAAAUUGAGGGGGCACUUCUGGACUUUUGGGGAAGGAAACACAAUCCGUUGUAGAUCUUUCAUCCUUACACUCCUUCUUUGAAGACUGCCUCGUAAUUUUCACACCACGCAAUGUCGCAUCCGAGUCAGUCCGCUGCCUCACCACACAUGCCCCAUCCUCAUCCUCCCGCUCCUCCGUUGGCGGUUUUGUCGUCGUCCUCUUCUUCGUGGCACGGAGCACGGUCGUAUCACCGGCAGAAGGUCUGCGCAUGAUAUACUCCGCCACAUCCCCGAGCUGCUCCGUCGUCUUGUUCUCAUCGUUCAUGAAGUUCGUGCGUGUCAUCGUCAUCGGCUGCUUCGCGCCCUUCCCCAAGCCCAGCCGCGUCAGCGGGGUCUGCCAAGGACCGUGAUUCUUAGACUUCGUGGAAGGAGCGUGUGGCGAGGGAGGGCUGAAGCAGUCGGUCAUCGUCGGCGAGCGUGUCGGUCGUGCGUGGCGGGUGGGAGCCAUCAGAGAGUGGGAGUGGGAGCCGUAGUGGUAGUGGUAAUAGCCUUCUUUAAAACAGUUCUGUCCUUUUGUACCCACCGCCACGGCAAUCAAGAACAAAGGCCUGACGGGCGCUACAGUGGCACAACGGGAACAAAAGUGAGAACAAGGAAGAAGACAAACGAAUGAUUUGAUCAUCAGUAUUUGAUCGCCUUUCUGUGUGGGAUGUGAUGGUGAGUCAGCGUGAUUCCGAG
Mycena citricolor is the source of this 3386-nucleotide messenger RNA. The record is from the annotation of a GenBank genome assembly. NCBI's taxonomy places the organism in Eukaryota, Fungi, Basidiomycota, Agaricomycetes, Agaricales, Mycenaceae.